Molecule: messenger RNA, 879 nt
Organism: Oryza sativa Japonica Group (Japanese rice)
Lineage: Eukaryota; Viridiplantae; Streptophyta; Magnoliopsida; Poales; Poaceae
Product: protein HVA22
Source: RefSeq, a predicted model, not a curated record
CGCGAUGUCAAGUUGAUGUUGGUGGAUCCAGAGUAGUAGCACUUUGCUUCUCCCUGAGGUCUCGUCUUCUUUUCAGCUCAGAAACAAGCCACAGGCUUCAGAGAAGACAUCCAAUUGGUGCUGAUUCCAUCGAUCGAUCGGGAGAGGAGAGAGAUGGGCAAGACAUGGGCGAUCAUCACCCACCUCAACUCCAUUGCUGGGCCAAGCAUCACGCUUCUCUAUCCGCUGUACGCGUCCAUCUGCGCGAUGGAGAGCCCGACCAAGGUUGACGACGAGCAGUGGCUGGCCUACUGGAUCCUCUACUCCUUCAUCACCCUCCUGGAGAUGGUCGCCGAGCCUGUCCUCUACUGGAUUCCGGUGUGGUAUCCGGUGAAGGUGCUGUUCGUGGCGUGGCUGGUGCUCCCGCAGUUCAAGGGCGCCUCCUUCAUCUACAAGAAGCUCGUCAGGGAGCAGCUCAGGAAGUACCGCGCCAGGGGCGGCGCCGCCGCCACCGUCACCGCCGGCGAAGAUCACAAGGUGCACAUUGCCAAGGCUGAGCACGAUCAUGGGCACUGAUGGGGACAUCAGGGGAGAUGAUCUGAGCGAACCGGAAGCUUGGCUGCUCUAGAUUAAUUGCUGAUGUAUGAUAGAAACGCCAUGGUAUUCUGUCGAGAAACAUUUGGGAGUACCCCAUAUGUACUAUAUCUGAAAUCUGAACUGUGAAAGAUUAGCUACUACUGUAGUUUCUGCUGUAGGGGGAAUGUGUACUGGUCUGUUUUGAGUUGAGGCACUUAACAGCGUUACAGUGCUGAGUGUUCACUGCAUUGAUAAUCCUGAUCAACCGAUAAUCGAUUUCGAAGAAAUAAUAUUUACAUGGUACUUCCACGUACCUAGAUUACA